AUGCGGUGUGAUGUGUGGAGUUUUAACCUAUUUCAGAAUGAUGUGUCAUGUUUAAAAGAAAAAGAGCUACUGUUGGACUGCAGAUUAAAGCUUCUUGGUAAUUCUCACAAAGCUCAUCAAUUGGUGCUUGCUGCUGUCAAAAAAUCAGAGGAACAGCUGUACUCCCAGGUUAAGGAGGUAAAUUUGUCUAAUGUUGGAGGAGUUGGGUGUCAUGUAACUUAUGCAGGGCUGAAAGCUGUCGUGAACUUUGCUUACAAUGGAGAAGUGAAUAUGAAUUUUACGGAAGCCAGAAAUCCGGAGGAGGUUCUGACGGCUUGGUGUUUAGGAGUGGAAAGACUCGCAGAGGUGUGCAAGGCUGAGGUUCCAUCCACUGGGAGGGCAGAAAAAGAACAGAGCCUGCAGGUGAUCAGGACACUGUGGGAGAGACAUGUUGGUUGUGAUGUUAUCAUGGAGGUAGAUAGCAGAAACGUAUUCCCAUCACAUUAUACAGUACUUGCUGCUGCAGGAGACUAUUUUAGGCUCUUUUGCAGUGGGUUACGUGAGUCCAUGGAGGAAGUGGUGUGUUUGCACGACAUGUCAUCAUGGGCGCUGGAAUCCCUGCUGAAGUUCACGUAUUCUGGAAAGUUAAAGCUCGGCUGGCAGAACAUCUGGGACCUUACAGAAGCAUCUGUGAAGUUCCAGCUACAAGGGGCACAAACACUCUGCUCUGACUUUUUACAAGAUCAUAUGAAUGAUGCGUCAUGUUUGGAAACUCAGACCAAACAACAGACCUAUGGGCUGGAGCAUCUUUGUAGGGCAGCAGAGAAGUACUCUUUAGCCCACUUUCAGCAAGUUUCAGAGAGAGAGAAUUUUAAAGAUCUGACCUGGAGGCGUCUGUUGGAGAAGGAUGAGCUGUGUGAACAGACUUACUGCCUGAAAUUAGUCUUCGUGAUUCCUCCUAUUACAGUGGUGGUGUUCAGGGCCUUAAUAAGUUGGGUUAAAGAGGAUAAGGAAAACUAGCUGGCAAAUUUACCAAGACUUCUCCAGAGAGUCCGCGUCCCACUAAUGAGUCUAGAAAAGGUAUGUUGAAAAGGCCUGAUGUGUCGGAAUGCAGAAGAAAGGGAAACUUUACAUAUUGUGAGAAAGCUCCUAGAAGGCAAUCAAGGAACAAUAGAAUAUAAACCAUGUACCCCAAAUCAGGUCCUGGUUUAGGUGGUAGGAGACAGUGUAAAUGACAACUUCGAGGGUCGAGAACCAAACCAUUCCCCGUUUGCUAAAUGCUUUUUAAAAGAAGAAGGACUUAUUCGGACUAUAGAAUGGGAACCUCUGAGAUUUUACAUGACAGGGCAGUAUCAAUGA
Molecule: messenger RNA, 1338 nt
Organism: Clarias gariepinus (North African catfish)
Lineage: Eukaryota; Metazoa; Chordata; Actinopteri; Siluriformes; Clariidae
Product: kelch-like protein 12
Molecular function (GO): protein binding
Source: RefSeq, a predicted model, not a curated record